Molecule: messenger RNA, 6060 nt
Organism: Amphiprion ocellaris (clown anemonefish)
Lineage: Eukaryota; Metazoa; Chordata; Actinopteri; Pomacentridae
Gene: dbt
Product: dihydrolipoamide branched chain transacylase E2
Exons: 11
Coding region: 92-1585 (497 amino acids)
Cellular component (GO): mitochondrion; cytoplasm
Molecular function (GO): lipoic acid binding; acetyltransferase activity
Source: RefSeq, a predicted model, not a curated record
UCCGAGCCUUCCUCCGGAGAGAGGGGAAGAAGAAGAGGCUGCGCGGUGAUUGGCUGCUGAGAGGGGCGUGCAGCGGCAGCAGAGAGGAACGAUGGCGGCGGUAACCAGGGGCUCCUUCAGUGUUUUCAGGCGGCUGGUGAGUCAGCAGUACCGCCGUCGGUGUUUCCGGCUGCAGACCUUCAGAUCUGUCAGAACCCUGCAGCCGCUCAGCUCCACAUGGGACAGAAAGCUGCAGAUGUUCAGCAGCAGAACGCUGCACACCACCAUGGUGAAUCAAGGACCGAUCGUCCAGUUCAAACUGUCCGACAUCGGAGAGGGGAUCAUGGAGGUGACGGUGAAGGAGUGGUAUGUGAAGGAGGGAGACAAGGUGUCCCAGUUCGACAGCAUCUGUGAGGUUCAGAGCGACAAGGCAUCGGUCACCAUCACCAGCCGCUACGACGGAGUCAUCAGGAAACUCUACUAUGACGUGGACGCCACUGCGCUGGUCGGCAAACCACUAGUGGACAUUGAGACAGAGUCGAGUUCAGAGGUGAUCCAGGAGGAGGACGUGGUGGAGACGCCAGCCAUGGCCCGAGAGGAACACACCCACCAGGAGAUCAAAGGGCACAAGACCCAGGCCACGCCCGCCGUGAGACGCCUCGCCAUGGAGAACAACAUUAAGCUCAGCGAGGUGGUGGGGACGGGUAAAGACGGACGGAUCCUGAAGGAGGACAUCCUGAACUUCCUGGCAAAGCAGACGGGGGCUAUCUUGCCUCCAGCUCCAUUCCAGGAGAUCCAGACUCCGCCCCCUGCUGCUCCCACCGCUGCUGCUGCUGCUGCCAGGCCAUUGAGCAUUCCACCAGCUGUGAAGCCUCCACCAAUCACCAAACCUGCGUUCACCGGCAAAGACGUGACAGAGCCGCUCAAAGGUUUCCACAAAGCAAUGGUGAAGACGAUGACCGCGGCGCUAAAGAUUCCUCACUUUGGUUACUGUGACGAGGUGGACCUGAGCCGGCUGGUGUCCCUGCGGUCGGAGCUGAAGUCGGUGUCUGAGAGUAGGGGGGUCAGACUGAGCUACAUGCCGUUCUUCAUCAAGGCCGCCUCCCUAGGCCUCCUCCACUUCCCCGUCCUCAAUGCCUCAGUGGACGAAGGCUGCCAGAACAUCACGUACAAGGCGUCUCAUAACAUCGGCCUGGCGAUGGACACCAGUCAGGGUCUGCUGGUUCCCAACGUGAAGAACGUGCAGCUGCUCAGCGUGUUGGAGAUCGCUCAGGAGUUAAACCGUCUGCAAACGCUGGGAGCUGCUGGACAGCUGGGCGCUGCCGACCUGAGCGGAGGAACGUUCACGCUGUCCAACAUCGGAUCUAUUGGAGGGACAUACACCAAACCGGUCAUUCUUCCUCCUGAGGUCGCCAUCGGAGCUCUUGGAAAAAUCCAGGUUCUGCCGCGGUUCGACGCCGCCGGUCAGGUGUUCCGAGCUCACAUCAUGCAGGUGAGCUGGUCGGCGGAUCACCGCAUCAUCGACGGAGCCACCAUGUGCCGCUUCUCCAACCUGUGGAGGGACUACCUGGAGAACCCGGCCACCAUGGUGCUGGACCUCAAAUAGACAGGACAGUUUCCCAUCAGCGCCGGGGAGGACGCCACCGACCGCCACUCCUGUUUCUGAGGCCUUCACACUCUGUCGUUUCCUUGUUGCCUUUGAGGGGGGGGGUCAGUCGGUCAGUCGGUCAUGGUGUUACCGUGACGACCACACUCUGAGUGCAGGUAGACGUAGGUAGUUUGGUUUAAGUGAACUUUAUCUGGACUUUAGGUUUAAACUGCAGACUUCUGAGAUGUUCUGUUGCUGCUGGACGACAGGAAUGAUCUGAAACCAGCGUCUGUCUGAGGUUUAGUGUUCAUAUUCAGUCAGAAAAACAUCACAAGGUCUCAGGAGGGUUUCACAGUUAGUAGCUUUAUCCAAAACCUUCUGGAGCUUCUGGAUUUCUGAACACAGCUUUUGGCCAAUUCAUGCUUCCCGUGUGAGGAACCGAAUCUGUUAAAACCACAAUAAUGACGUGUCUGAUUGAUGUUAUCAUAUAGGUGUGGAUGAUGGAGAACCUCCUCAUUCAGUCUCUGGUUGCAGGUUUUUAUGGUGCGUGGUGAAGGUUCGCGUCGACUCUCACAGAUUUAGGUGGACGGUGAAUUUACAUCACAGGACACAGAAAGCAUGAAUUGGUCUUUUUGAGUUCUUCACAUGGAUCAGGAGUAGAAACACGACCAACACCAGAUCAGUUUUACCAGAAACUCAGAUCUACAGUCAGCAGAGAGUCAGUAGAAACAGUCUGACAGAUUUUAAAGCUGCUUAAUGAGGAACCAUGUGAGCAAAGACACAAGAACUACGAGUCGGUUCUUUACUGUAAAAUAUUCAUGAUCAUCAGCGUUCCACUGCAGGAAUGUUUCCAGGAACAUUCUGUCCGUUUCCUCUGUAGAUCCAACAGCUUUAUGUUAACUCAGACCAGAACCAGAAGUAACUGGACUUAACAGAACCAUGGAGGAUUGUUCUAUUAGAAUAAAUAGAAAACGUUCUGCUGUUGAAGGAGAUGAAAAACAUGUUGUUUAACCAACCAGCAUCUGUCCUCUCUGAGCUCAACCAAUCAGCAUCGAGACCCCUACUGCAACGUUUCAGGUUCUGUUCUCUGAAAGAGAUUCUAGCUGGAUGGUUCCUGCACUUCAGAGGUUCAGUUGACAUAAAAGGUUCCUGCAGUGGAAAACAGAUAAAUUAAUGAAAUUAACAAAACUAGAGACAAACUAGAGAUGGUCAUGCGACCAGAUAGAAACAUGGCGGCUGUAUCCGUAUUAGAGUCCAGACAGAAACAUUCAAACUGCUGUUGUUCUUCUACUGUAAAUCUGUGUGUCAUGUGACCAAAUUUGAGUUAAAUUAGCUCAAGAUUAAAACAGCCGAUGGUUUCAUCACAGCAUUGUCUACAGGGAACGAAAGAAACAAAUGAGUUCAGUCCCACAGAAAGACAGAAAACAUGUUUUAAAGCAGUGAAGACAGUUUGACUUGUUUUUUUCCUGAAGUGUUUUAGAGCCAAGUUUAUUCUCUGGCUGCACCAUUAUUUACCGUCUGUUAGAUCUGAAUGUUUAUCUCUGCUGUUGUUCGUCACAUUAAUCAGAACCAGCUCAGAAUCAGUUUGGCUGCUAAUUCAGUUUUAUGUAAAUUCAUUAGUUAUUAAUAUUUCAGACUAAACAGAACCUGUGUCACCUGGAACCAGCUGAUUGGUUACCUGAUAAACGGGACCAGCGGGUGGCGCUGUGCAGCAGGUUGUUGUUAGGGUUAGUGAGUUAGUCCAACCCAAGGUUCAGGAUGAACCCAACAACCAGAACACCUAGAACAUUUUCAGGACAGAAAUUUACUGUUCCUAUUAGAGAUCAGAACUCUGAUUAUAGACUCAGACAGCAAAUCCAAUUGAUAAUCAGCAGUGUUCUCAAUUACUGGUGGUUUAUCCAGAGGAAGUUCUUAGAAGACUUUAGUUUUGUUUGAACUGUUCUUCAGCUCCUCAACAGUAACUUUUCCAAAGUCAGUUCAUCUGUGACAGAAAACCUCCUGGGGUCAUUAACGUCCUCAGAAGUCUAGCUAAACUUCCACAAUCCUCUCUGCUCGUUAACAUGAGCUGAAUGUAGUCCUAAAUGACACACACAACUAAAACGAGAUGAAUGGUAAACGAAUUGACACCAGACUUACACCCAAAAUUAUAAAAAAAAUCACAUGCAAAACAAAGCAAGAGUUAAAUGAGACAAAAAAUUAUGAAACUGAGACACAUGGCAAAAAUGAGAUGUAAAAUGACCAAAACAAGACCAAAAUUGACAAAAAACUUGAUGCAAAAUUACUUAAACAAGAUAAAUGAGGAAAAAAACAACAAAAAUAGACACUCUGAAAUACAGAACCAAGACUUUAAAUGACAAAAAUGAGUUAAGCGAGAAACAAAAUAGCUAAAUCAAGACAUUGAGGGUCAUUAAACACCACAUUAGUAUUUGUCAUGCUACCCGUUGCUAGCUAAACUCCCACAAUGCUCUCUGCUUUAACAUGAAUUGUAGUCUGAGUGACGCCUCCUCUGGUCUCUACAGGAUUAAACAGGAAGAGGCUCCACCUGGUGGAUCAACCAGGUCGUACAGCAAAAGAAAAUAUUGUCAAAAUGACCCAAAAUCUGUCCAGGUUGACUUAAAAUGUGUCCAAAAUAACUCAAAACUUGCCCAAAAUGACCAAACACUUCUUCAAAAUGACUCCAAAUUUGGCCAAAAUGACUGAAAAAUUGUCCGACUCCUCAGAAUUAGUCUAAAAUGACUUAAAACUUGUCCAUAAUUACUUGAAAAUUGUCCUAAUGAACUCAAAAAUUGUCCAAAAUAACUUGAAACUAGUCCAAAAUGUACUGAAACUUGCUAGCUAAACUCCCACAAUGCUCUCUGCUCUAACAUGAACUGUAGUCUGAGUGACACCUCCUCUGGUCUCUAAAGGAUUAAACAGGAAGAGGCUCCACCUGGUGGAACAACCAGGAACCACAGCUGAUCUACAUUGACAUCAUGACCUUCUGCUGCUGUUUUAUCAGUUACGUUUUUAUCCGUUAAAAUAUUAAUGUAAAUUAAUAGAUUAAUCAGUAACACCCCUAGAACCCAUCCUAUACCUGACCUGACCUGUGUUUGGACCAGAACCACCUGUCUCCCCUUUGAAUCAGAAUCAGCUCGUCUCUUUCAUGUGUGGUCAGAACAGUCCUCGUCUGCUUGAUCUGAAGUCUCUUAGACUCAGAACCAACCUCUCUCAGUUCUUCAGUCCUCUGUAUGGAUCAGAACCGACCCUUCUCUAGAUGUUCUGUCUAUGGUAUAGAUCAAGAGUUUAUUGUCUCAGUGAAGCCGGUUCUGAAGUCUGCUGUUGACCCAAACCUUGAAGUGUUCUGUUGUCCAUCAGUCAGUCCAGAACCAGAAGCUGCUUACAGAGCGCUCUGUUUCAUCUCUCAAAACAAGCUUUGCUCUGGUGCCACAUCCUGAUAAUCUGAAUGUUCUGCUGACCCAGUCUGGAUUCAUGGUCAGAGUCUCUGGAGAUGAACUCAGUGGCUGAUGUCGUCUGAGCUCAUGAAGCGAGACUCUGAAACAGCUUUGUUCUGUGAUUGAAGCUUCUACAGCAUGAAUCAUCUUUUACUGGAACAGAACCGAUCAUCUUUGAGUUUUGUUGUUACCAGAGAUGUUUACCUGAAGAACCAUGAUGGGCAUUUUUCAUCCUUCAGACAUUUAUGGACCAACUGAUUAGAAGACUGAUUACAUUUAAUUAUUUCGCAGCUCUGGACACAGAUUCACAAAGAAAACAGAUUGUAAAGUUAGAUUUAUAAAACUGCUUACUUGUUUUAACCCAAGACAAACCCAACAGUCCCGACUGAAGGUCCGUUUAGUUGCUCUGGAACAGUUCCUCUAUUCACCUGACCAGUCUGUUUAAAGGAACCUGAUCGCCUGCUUUCAUGAGAAUGAAUUUGUCAUUGUCGGACCUGAAACAGAACCUGGUUCUGACUGAGGACUGAUGGACAAACAGAAACAAUGAGCCAUUUCACCAGUAGAUGGACUCUUCAGGAUGUUGUAGAUGUUUAAUUCUGACCGAGCACUUUAAGGACUUUCCUACUGACUAAAGCACCUCCAGUUCCAGCACAGCUGAAGAUCAGUUGAUGUGACUGAAAGCUCCAGAACUGCUGCUAAAUGGACCAUGUGGUGGGAUUGUUCUCUCAAACGCCAGAAUAUUGUCUGCAGCUCCGGUUCCACAAACCUACAGCUGAGCCUUGUUCAUCUCCAGAUGUUACGGCCGAUGCUGGUUUUAUCUCCAGAUGUUUCAUUUCCUGUCCCGGUGGCUGCUGGGUAAAAAGCACACGGUGUCUGAUGUAUGUUACAUGACUGUUUGUCUCACAUAUUCCAGAUGUUUUUUCCUGCUUUGUGGUGUUAGUUUUAGCUGCAGAUGAAAUGUAAAGGUGUAUAAACGGUUGGGUUUUGUAUGUUUGGGGAUGUGUCCGUCGGUUUUCAGACUCCUGCUGUCGGAAGUGUUUGAAUAAAGCUAAAGUGCACAAA